AUGGUUAAACUAUUGUUACAUGCCGGCCUUCACACCAUGAAUUUUUGUCACUGGAAAACAGAACUUUCGUCAUGUAACGAAAAUUCACUGUUACCUAAUGACGAAAGUUAUGAUAUAUUAUUGGCUAAUCUUAUUGUGCUAAGAAUCAGUUUUGAUCAAAUUGAAACAUGGCUUACGGCUAUAGCAGAGAAAUUGAGGGACUGGGAAGAAGAAUAUGAAGGGGUAAUUCAUCGUAUUCAAACUCUGGAUCAUGCGCCAGAUGCUGCUGAUCUCGAGCGUUUUUUGGCACCAUCAAUUGGAUUAGCCGAAAAUAUUCGGCAAGAAUUUGUGUGUGCAAUCCACCAAGGUUUGAUUAGUGGUCCCAUAACAUUGCCUGCACCUUGUCACCAUAGAUUUUGUGCUGAAUGUCUUGAAACGUGGAUUAAAACGAGCGGCUCAGCUAGCGUAAAGUGUCCGACAUGCAAUGCCGAACAUGCUGUGCCUCCUAAUUGGCAGCAAAUGUGGAAUGAUCGUUCUCUCGACGCUAUUCUUAAACUACUAAGCUCAACCGAAACAGAAAUGAAUCAGAAAAUAGCAGAAUUUGUGCAAAACUCUUUCAGAAAAUAUAAUACUUCUGUACAACAGAAAUUAAAAAUAAACUCAGUUGAACAAGUGUUUAAUCUGAAGUUAAAAGAUCAAUUUGAUGCCUGCAAACGGCAAUUGCGUGGUGGUAACUCACCAGUUGUCACGCUUUUACACGGCACUGAUCGUAAAUCGGCACUAGGUAUAACAGCCACUGGCUUUCGGCUGCCGACCUCGAAACAUAGGACACAAGAGGAUGGGAAAGAAGGACAAUUCAAAUUUGGCCUUGGUAUUUAUUUUGCACAUGGUAAAAAGGCAACGGAAUACGGAAAUAAUGUGUUGAUAUUAACAGACUGUGUGUUAGGUCGAGUACGAGAAAUGAAAGCGUCGGACACUGAUCUUACUGUACAAAAAAUGCAUCAAUCUGGUUAUGACACUGUGUAUUUUAAAAAUGAUGAAAGCGGCUUAGUUAAUCAAGAAUGGACUGUGUACCGUAGCGAGCAAUGUCUGCCGCUUUGUAUCAUUGAUUAUGAUAUUAUCGAUGAAAGUGACACAAAUGAAAAGAGGAUUAUUGAUAGCAUUCUACAAAUGGACGUUUGUGAGCCAAAUCAUGCGCUUUUAAAACAAGCCGUUCGUGGAACAGACAAUCAGUGUAAAGCCGCUCUACAAUACAUCGGUGAUGUUGCCCAUAUUUUACAACCGUUCGCAAUUAUCAUGCUACGACAGUUAUUGACCAGUAUUGGGCACACGAAAGUUCAUGAGUUGUUAAAACAUCAAAAUGAUACUAUUCGUAUUUUAUUUUUACGAGCACUUUGGGUUACGGGUCGUCAUGAUGAGUCAUCUCAAAAAUUUUUUCACAGCGUAAUAGAUAUUAAUAUAUUAAUUGAAUCGUUGAAUUCGACAUACGUUGAUAUUGCAUGGCGUGCGUGUGGUGUUAUUGCGAAUUUGGCAUCAUGUGUCGUUGAUAUUCGUCGACUUUUAACGUUCGAUUCAGUCAUCAAUCAACUAUUGGGACUUUUGAAGCGUGGCAUGCAAAAUACAGACAAAUUGUGUAUCAUAACCGUCCUUAAUCUAUUCGCUAAUAUAACCUGCUCAGAAUACAAAAGUAUGAAAGAAAAACAACAGUUAUUGAUUUCUAUUGAUCCACUGACCGAUCACCACGAUGAAAUGAUUCAAGAAGCAGCUAACCGGUUCUUCUGUAAUAUUAUUGGCAAGGGUACUGUUACUCCUGACUGGACAAAGGCGGGGUACAAAGACACGAUGAUGGCACCUGACCUUGAGUAA
Messenger RNA from Didymodactylos carnosus, 1845 nucleotides. NCBI's taxonomy places the organism in Eukaryota, Metazoa, Rotifera, Eurotatoria, Philodinida, Philodinidae. The record is from the annotation of a GenBank genome assembly.